UUCAAUACUGUAACAAAAGGAAGGAACGACAGAUGAGAACAAAAUAGAAUCUCUUGGAAGAAAGGAACAUGACUCAAGGAGGGAAAUUCCUCUUGCCGUAGGAGAGGACUGCUGGUGUAUAAAGUGCCUUAAAUAUGCCAGAAAGAAUUCUCUUCCACGAUCUGCUUUUCUCCUUCCUCCAAGAAGAAUAUCAAAGCCAAAGCAGCAGCAACAAGCAUGAGUGUGAAGGGCAUGGCUAUAGUCCUGACUGUGAUAUUAUGUGCUGCAAUUGUUCAAGGCUUCCCUAUGUUCAAAGGGGGACGGUGUCUUUGCAUAGGCCCUGGAGUAAAAGCAGUCAAAGUGGCAGAUAUUGAGAAAGUCUCUAUAAUUUACCCAACUAAUAACUGUGACAAAACAGAAGUGAUUAUCACCCUGAAAACACAUAAAGGACAAAGAUGCCUAAAUCCCAAGGCAAAGCAAGCGAAAGCUAUUAUCAAGAAAGUUCAAAGAAAGAAUUCUGAAAAAUAUAAAAAUAUAUGAAGUCCUGGAAAAGAGGAUCUGAAAACCUAGAACAAGUGUAACUGUGACUACUGAAAAGAUAAGAACUCUGCAGUAAGGAAACUGACUUUCUCCUGCCGGCUGCAAUGAACAUUCACACAUUUCUAGGUUAGGAAACUCUCCAGGAGAUUUGAUACUUAUAACUAUUUUGCUAUGGCUAUGAAUGCACUUCUGUCUCUAGAAGUUAUCUGUCUAUACCUGACCUAUAUUUCAUAUUACAAUAUAUUAUUAUUACUAGAAUUAAGACCAUGACUCAUAAGUCAAAGCAUCCAUGUGUAUAAUAAUCAUUCCUUAAAUAAUUUUUAUGUCAAUUCAUAGUCCUUUUCCCAGAAGUUUUAUAUAUAUAUAUAUAUAUAUAUAUAUAUAUAUAUAUAUAUAUAUAUGGAGAAAGUCCUUAAACAUUAUCUUAUUUUAUAAAGAAGGCUGUAAUUCAUGAAAUGUACUAUGAAAACAAUUAUAAACUAAUGGUAACUGGUAAGAGUGCAAAUAUUUCAAAACAAAAUGAGUAGCUCUGGUGUUUUGAAUUUUUUAAAUAACCGUUUUUUCAUUGAGAUAUUUGAAGCAAUUAGGAUGUAUGUGUUAACCAUGAAUUUUGGUUUUAUCCAUUCUUUAAUACAUUGGACACAUUUUAAAUAUGACAUAUUUUUGUCUACCAAAGAAAAAUACUGAAAAAUAAAUAAUAUGUGCAUAUCUCGCAA
Molecule: messenger RNA, 1235 nt
Organism: Bubalus bubalis (water buffalo)
Lineage: Eukaryota; Metazoa; Chordata; Mammalia; Artiodactyla; Bovidae
Gene: CXCL11
Product: C-X-C motif chemokine ligand 11
Exons: 4
Coding region: 217-519 (100 amino acids)
Biological process (GO): antimicrobial humoral immune response mediated by antimicrobial peptide; chemokine-mediated signaling pathway; neutrophil chemotaxis
Cellular component (GO): extracellular region
Molecular function (GO): chemokine activity; CXCR chemokine receptor binding
Source: RefSeq, a predicted model, not a curated record